CCCUGUCCGUGGGGCUCCACAUCUCCUCGAUUACUGGUGGACCACCCACGUGGAGCUGCGGGGGCUCGAUGAGGAUAACCCCCAGUACGUGGCAGGGAUGUCGGGGUGCCACCAGCGCGCGGGGCAGCGGCUGUUGCGGGGGGCCCUGCGGAACGGGGGGCUCUACGUGAAGCUGGGCCAGGGGCUCUGCGCCUUCGACCACCUCCUGCCCCCCGAGGUCACCUCCAGCCUGCGGCCCCUCGAGGACAGCGCUGACCCCCGCGGGCAGGACGAGGUGGACGCGCUGUUCCUGGAGGAUUUCCGGGCGCUGCCCUCGGGGCUGUUCCGGGAUUUCGAUUACGCUCCGGUGGCCGCGGCCAGCCUGGCUCAGGUGCACCGGGCCACGCUCCCCGACGGCACCCCCGUGGCGGUCAAGGUGCAGUACCUGGACCUGCGGGACCGCUUCGAGGGGGACCUGCGGACGGUGGAGCUGCUGCUGCGCCUCGUGGAGUUCAUGCACCCCGACUUCUCCCUGGGCUGGGUGCUGCAGGAGCUGAAGGGGACGCUGGCCCUGGAGUUGGACUUCGAGAACGAGGCCCGGAACGCCGAGCGCUGCGGGAGGGACCUGGGACACCUGCGGGGGGUGGCAGUGCCACGGGUGCACUGGGGACACUGCAGCAAGCGGGUGCUCACGGCCGAUUUCUGCGACGGCUGCAAGAUCAGCAACGUGGAGGGGAUCCAGGAGAUGGGGCUGGGGCUGCGAGACACCGCAGAGAAGCUGAUCCAGGUGUUUGCUGAGCAGAUUUUCUACACCGGGUUCAUCCACGCGGACCCUCACCCCGGGAACGUGCUGGUCCGGCGGGGCCCCGAUGGCAAAGCUCAGCUGGUGCUGCUGGACCACGGCCUGUACGAGACCCUCAGCGAGAGGGACCGGGUGUCGCUGUGUGGGCUCUGGAGAUCGAUCGCCCUGCGCGACCACGACGGGAUGAGGGACAGGGCGGCCGAGCUGGGGGUGCAGGACUACGUGCUGUUCUCGGAGAUGCUGAUGCAGCGGCCGCUGGGCCGGGGGUCGCUGCUGGGCCGGGGGCGCGCGCUGAGCGCGGAGGAGCGGGGGUACCUGCAGGCCAUGGCGGGGCAGCGCUUCCCCCACAUCGUGGCCGUGCUGCGCGCGCUGCCCCGCCCGAUGCUGCUCGUCUUCCGCAACAUCAACACCGUGCGCAGCGUCCACGCCGCGCUGGGAGCGCCUGCCGACAGAUACGGGCUCAUGGCACGCAGCGCGCGCAGCUGGAGCCGCCUGUGCCGGGGGUCCCGGGGGUCUCUGGGGCAGCGACUUUGGCUGCACUGGGAGAGCCUCAAGUUCGAGGUGGCCCUCAGGUUCGAGUCCCUUCGGGCCCGGCUGGCGGCGGCGGCGCUGCGGCUGCUGAGCCGCUGGGGGGCGCUGCCGCACGGGGAGCAGCUGCAGAGACUCCUCCAGGCCUGAGGGGGGCGCUGCAGGGACCCGAACAGCCCCCGAAACACCCCAAAAACGACGCCAAAAACUCACCCCAAAAACUCACCCCGCACGGAAACACCGAGGGGAUCGGCUGCAGAGAGUCCUCAGGGCCCGGGGGUGUGCCAGAGACACCAGAACCGCCCCAAAUUACCCCAAAAACUCAAUUCAUAAACCCUGAGCGGAGCAGCUGCAGAGAGUCCUCCGGGCCUGAGAGGGCGCCACAGGAACCCAAAACAGCCCCAAAUUACCCCAAAAACUCAUCCCAAAAUAAACUCCAAACAUUAACACCGAGGGGAGCAGCUGCAGAGAGUCCUCCAGGCCUGGGGGGGUGCCCAAGACACCCAAAACUACCCGGAAUUGCCCCAAAACCAGUGGCCGCUGCUCCAGGGGGGUGCCAAAAACAACCCUAAACACCCCCAAAACCGACCAAACGCCCAGCAAAGCCUUUCUCAAACCCCCAGCUCCUCCCCCCAGACUGGCUGUGAGCCCCCAAUAAACCCCCCCGUGACCCACGGGCACCCCAGGA
This is a messenger RNA of Myiozetetes cayanensis, 1997 nucleotides long. RefSeq lists its product as uncharacterized. The record is from RefSeq and is a predicted model, not a curated record. NCBI's taxonomy places the organism in Eukaryota, Metazoa, Chordata, Aves, Passeriformes, Tyrannidae.